This is a messenger RNA of Macrosiphum euphorbiae (potato aphid), 1320 nucleotides long. The record is from the annotation of a GenBank genome assembly. Lineage: Eukaryota; Metazoa; Arthropoda; Insecta; Hemiptera; Aphididae.
AUGGAUGUAAUUUGUCAAUAUUGCAAUGCAAUGAAAUUCAAAGGAGAAUCUGCUGGUAUGUGUUGUUCAAAUGGAACUGUUCGUAUUCCCAAUAUCGAUGAACCACCAGAACCAAUGAAAACUCUUUUGGAAAGUUCAACAAAUAUUUCAAAACACUUUUUAGAAAAUAUUACUAAAUAUAACAAUGCAUUUCAUAUGACGUCAUUUGGAGCAGCAGAAACUAUUGUGGAAAAUUAUAUGCCUACAUUUAAAAUAAGAGGUCAAGUAUAUCAUUUAGCCGGAUCGUUGAUGCCUUUACCAAAUACAAAUCAUAAAUAUUUACAAGUUUAUUUUAUGGAUGACGAAGAGGAACAAAUUGAUGCUCGAAUGGGUAUUUGCAGUGGAUUGAAUAAAGUAGAAAUGGCUGUAGUAAUGAUUGGAGAAGAAUAUGGAAAUCGUGAUAUAGUUUUAUCUAGAAAAGAUGAAAAGUUACAACGAAUAAGUGAAACUCAUAGGUCUUACGAUUCUCUUGAAUAUCCACUGAUAUUUCUACACGGUGAAGAUGGUUAUGCUAUUGAUAUUUUGUCAUUUAAUGUUAAUUUAAAUGAAUACAAUAGUCAUAAAACUAUCUCUUCAAAACAGUUUUAUGCGUAUAGGCUGAUGGUGAGGCAUGAUAUCUACAAUCAUUUACAUAAUUAUAGACAACUUAUUAAUAAAUAUUGGGUUGAUAUAGCGGAAGAUUACAUUCAUUUACGUGAUGCUAUAGAAAAUGAUGGUCAUGUGAAUGACAUUGGACAACUUUUUAUUUUACCUUCUUCAUUUACAGGAGGUCCAAGAUACAUGCACGAAAAAACGAUGGAUGCCAUGACUUACGUUCGUAAUUUUGGAACUCCAAAUUUGUUCAUUACAUUUACAUGUAAUCCAAAUUGGAUGGAAAUAAAAAGAGAACUCAAACAUGGUCAAACUGCACAAGACAGACACGAUAUUAUCGCUAGAUGGCAAAAACGAGGUCUUCCUCAUGCUCAUUUACUGGUUUGGUUAGUUGAUAAAAUUAGACCAAAUGAUGUCGAUGUUAUAAUAAGUGCUGAGUUACCAAACCCCGAAAUAGAUCCUGAAUUAUUUGAAAUAGUUAAAAAACACAUGGUACAUGGGCCAUGUGGUCAUAUGAAUCCAAAUUCUCCAUGUAUGGGAGAAAACCAAAAAUGUUCAAAAAGGUAUCCGAAAGCAUUUACUAACAGUACUAUUACUGAAUAUGAUGGUUAUCCUUGCCGUUGCCUGAAUGUGAUAGUAAUGAUAGUAAUGAUAGUAAUGUUAAUAUGGAUAAUCAAUUUGAAUAUAUGA